AUGACUUCUAAAAGUCAAGAAAGCAUUCCAGUUCCUGAGACCAAAGAAAUAGUACAGCAGGUAUGUUUCUCCUAUCAGGUCUUACUAUCCAUUAUGUGCACAACUCUCUCUCUCUCUCUCUCUUUCUCUGCCUCGAACUUUUGGUUAGCAGGCAGAGUAUAAAACUCCAAAAUAAAAUUUCUUGUUGGCAUUUGGUGCUCUGGGGCUCUGGUGUCCUGGGGCUCUGGCAUAGCUCCCCUCCACCCCUGGACUCUUUAGCCAGAAAGCUCCAGCCUGAAUCCCUGGCAUUUCCAUCCAUCCUAUACAAAGCAUUUAGCUGACAAAAUAUGCCUGCCUGAUACCCCAGGAAGCUACUGCUAGGACAACAUUGGUUUGGACAGACUACUGUCCCGACUCUCUAUAAGCAACCGAAGAAGUUUGUGUCCUGAAGUACAAAACACGUGCUCUCAUAUUGAGCUAUGCCAGUGUCGAAUAUCUUAACAAUUGAAAAAAAUAGGCAAGGUAACUUGAAACUUGGUGCAUGGAUUAAUCCUAACGUAGAACUGUUAGAUUUUUAAAGUUUGGAAUUUAGUCUACCUCGACACUAACUUUACUAUGAUGUGUCUAGUUAGGUACAGGCCAUUGGUAGAACGAAUGUCUAGAAUAUUACAGGCCACUGAGAUACUUUACUGAUGUUCUCUUACCACACCUCUAGGAUGUCCUCAAGAGAGCUACCAGUCUGCCUCUGGUAAGCUCCACCUAUGAUUUGGCUGCCUCUGCUUAUGCCUCAACCAAAGAGAACCAUCCCUAUGUGAAAGUUGUUCUGGAUUUGGCUGAGAAAGGUGUGAAGCAUGUCUCUGAUAUUGCUGUGAGCGGUGCCCAGCCUCUUCUCAGUAAGCUUGAACCACAGGGUGAGUAGGCUGCAUUGGAAAUGUUCUGAUCUUUUUCUUUUUAAAUACCUUAUUCCACCAUAUGUACGAAAUUAAACACAAAUGAAAACCAGUGUAAAAAAGCAUAAAAAUAUCAGAGAUGACAAAGGGACCCAUUUAUCCAUUCUUUGUCAAGAAAAUUGGAGGCACCUAUUACUAGAAACAGUAAAAUGUCUAUUUUCCCCACACUGGCAGUGCCAAAGAGCCCUGGAGGUUAGUUGUGUUGGUAUAAAUGAUAAAUGUCCCACCACACAGUAUAAUAAUGUUCUGGAUCUUCUAAGCUUCUGGAAAUUUAUACAGUGUGGGUUAUCUUUCCUGUGAUUGUAAAGUUCCAUACAUUUUUAUACCACAGAUAAAUUAUUCCAUUUUUGUGUGCCAUGCAUAGCCUAGCUGCUGCCAGCAGCCAUAGUACAAAUUCUUUAGUACAAAUAGUACAAAUAGUGCAAUAGUACAAAUUCGCAAUCUUUGAAGAUGACCAUCCCAUAUAUAUGUGAUGCCACCUAUGUGAAAUACUCUGUUCUCUUUUUUUAAUAAGAUAUUUAUUGAAAAUUUUCAAAAUGUUACAAUAUAAAAAAUGAAAAAGAAAAAGAAAAUAGAAAAUAAAAAUGAUUAAAAACCACUCAUUUUUUCCAUUACUUAUUUUUCCUUAGCUUGUUUCCUGGACCUCCUCAUACCUCCCUUUUUUGUAUUCCAGUUCAAUUUGUUGGUUCAGCAAAUCCUUACCCUCUUUGUUUAUCCUAAUCUUUGAUCUUAAAAUAAUAACGUUAGAUUUUUACCUAUUAAUAACCCAUUUUUCAUAUUCCCUUACAGCAUUACAGCUGGAAACCACUUAAUUUCUAUCCAACAUCUUUCUAACAUUCAUUAAUUUUACAAUAUUUCUGUAGAUAGUCUUUGAAUUUCUUCCAAUCUUCUUCCACCGACUCUUCUUCCUGGUCUCGGAUUCUGCCAGUCAUUUCUGCCAGUUCCAUAUAGUCCAUCACCUUCAUCUGCCAUUCUUCCAAAGUGGGUAGAUGUUGUGUCUUCCAAUACUUUGCAAUGAGUAUUCUUGCUGCUGUUGUAGCAUACAUAAAAAAAGUUCUGUCCUUCUUUGGCACCAAUUGGCCGACAAUGCCCAGGAGAAAGGCCUCUGGUUUCUUCAGGAAGGUAUAUUUAAAUACCUUUUUCAUUUCAUUAUAGAUCAUUUCCCAGAAUGCCUUAAUCCUUGGGCACGUCCACCAAAGGUGAAAGAAUGUACCUUCAGUUUCUUUACAUUUCCAACAUUUAUUAUCGGGCAAAUGAUAGAUUUUUGCAAGCUUGACUGGGGUCAUGUACCACCUGUAUAUCAUUUUCAUAAUAUUCUCUCUUAGGGCAUUACAUGCCAUAAACUUCAUACCUGUGGUCCAUAACUGUUCCCAGUCAGCAAACAUAAUAUUAUGUCCAACAUCUUGUGCCCAUUUAAUCAUAACAGAUUUCACCAUUUCAUCCUGAGUGUUCCAUUUCAACAGCAAGUUAUACAUCUUUGACAAAAUCUUAGUUUUGGGUUCUAACAGUUCUAUUUCUAAUUUUGAUUUUUCCACCUGGAAGCCAAUUUUCUUGUCCAAAUUAUAUGCCUCCAUUAUCUGGUAAUAACGAAGCCAGUCUCGCACUUUGUUUUUUAGUUUCUCAAAACUCUGCAAUUUCAGUCUAUCUCCAUCUGAAAUACUCUGUUCUCAAUGUCCUCAUUAGUAUGUGGUGCUAGAUCAAACAAUGACAAGUGUGUAGACUACAAUAAUUUCCUCUUCCACAAUUCAUGUGUGCACCGCAACUGAAGGAAUCCUCUCUGUAGUUGCAGCAGCAAGCCACUAUGCCUCCAAGGGCUUGGACAAGCUAGAGGAGAAGCUCCCCAUCCUUCAUCAGACAGCUGACCAGGUAGAUUGCAACCUGCUCACUAUCUUUUCUUAUGUCCCAAGCAUUUAUUUAAUUCUACUGUUGGAAUAUUGCUCUUCAUGCUUUCCUGAACUUUGGGGAACAAAUUCACAGCAACUUGGAUAAGAGGUUGCUUGCCUAGUCACAACAAUUCUGGUGGGUGGAGAGUGGUCAUGGCAGUAAAAUGUAAUGCGUGGUAGGGGGUGAUGAAUAAAGCUGCUUGUUUGAUGAUCUGGCUUUAGGUUAUUUCUGAUACGCAAGAACUGGUGUCAUCGAAAGUAGCAGAUGCAAAAGAAGCAGUAGCCAAGGCUGUGCAGGAUGGCAAAGAGAUGGUGGUAGAAACGAGAAUGGGCAAGAUGGCCCUCAGUGGAGCAGAAGCAGUGCUGGAGAAAUCUGAAGAGCUGCUGGACCACUACCUUCCAAUGACUGAAGAAGAACUGGGUAAGCAAAGAAUAGCAACCUGAUCUAUUGUGAUCCAUUUUAUCAGGGCUGUCUUUAGCAUAUGCGGCAUCAGGGAGCAAAGAUCCACCCGGCACCCCCCCCCCGGUUGCCCGGUCCCAGGCGCACAGGAGGGCGGAGUCGGCCGGCUGCCUCAGCGUCUCGCUGGCUUGGUUGCCCCCGAACUCGCGGUGCAGAGCUGCCCGCAGGAAAGCUGCAGUGCUCCAACCACUGGGCGGGCUCUUCCCCAAACCCAACUCUCAGGCCUCAGACUCUCGACUUGGCGCCCCUGAGAGCCCGGCGCCCAGGUGCCCCACACCCCUAGCGCCUAUGGGUAAGACGGCCUUGCAUGCCAUGCUCACAGCUUCUUUGGUGUCUACUUUAUCCUUAAGAUCAUGAGCCUACUGGGAAACAAACAUACCUUUGUUUGAACUGCAGGACAACCAUGUUUAUUUGGAUAGUCUCCAGGACUCUACUCCAGGUGUGAGCACCUUCUGAAACUUAAGCAGGUAGCGACUAGACAUGAGAGGCUGCUCUGAGAGUAGUGCCUGAUUUUUGUCGCAUUCAUCCUAGAUGGGUGCAACAUCUUUCAAAGGCCUUGCUUUGAGUAAAAAACUACUUCAUACUUCAUGAAUCUUCCUUCUGAUUAUGGGAUUUUGAAAGGUGGUAUGCUGUGAUCUUUCCUGGGGUGUGGGUGGGUGUUUGAAGUUAGCUAGAGUAGAAACCUUUUAAAAAGUAACAAUAUUUAAAUGUGCUCUUUAGCAAAAGUUGCAGAAACUACACCAGAAGGAGUGGGCACACCCCUUGAGACUCGGGGGUACUUUGUGCGUCUUGGUUCUCUGUCAACCAAGAUCCAACAUCGUGCUUAUCAGCAUGCUGUAGCCAGGAUGAAAGCUGCCAGAGAGAACAUCAGAGAGACUUUCAUUCAGCUGCGUCAAGCCAUUGGGCAGGUAGGGUCUUCACUUCUGCGGUGUGUACUCUUUGUUAACCACAGGGAAAAGAUGCCUGCUUCCUUUUUAAGCUACUGUAAAUAUCUGCGUUCCUUGUUAACCAGUUAUGACUGGCAACUGAAAAAACGUGAUGGCAUGGGAAUCUAAGCAUUUGGUCUCCAUAGGCUGUUUUGAGUGGGGGGCAUGGGGUGGGGCGGGGGGCUUAGGAUCAUGACGCAAAUUUGCAUAUGGAGAUUUGUGCCAUGGGCCUUUCCCCGUCCCCUUGCCCCAACACCUCAGGCAGUCAACACUGUAACUGAAAAGACUCCUGCCCCAACACUGCAUAAACGUUAUACACAGAAUGUGCCCCAGAAUCUUCUGGAAAUUUUCAGGGUUUUCUGGGCAGACAAAUAUAGUGGUCUUUGCUCAUUGGGAAAACUGGAAAACCUGGAGAUGGAGCAUGAUUUGCAUAAUUUCAAGAUGUUGAACUGUUGAGGAUAUAGCAAUGGCUGGUGGCAAUUGAUCCUCGAGUCACAGGAUGCUUUGAUCUCUGGACCACACAGCAGCAAGAUGCGAAACUGCAGUAUAGCAAAUACUCAGCUUUAAGAGCGAGAUGACCCUGAUUCAUAAGAAGUGUGUAAAAGUGUCACAUUUAGACAGUCAAAGCAAAUUGCUGGCACUAGUUAAAUACUGAUGGUUGCUUAUGAGCACCAGUGGAAAACUAAGAGUGUAAUUGUAUGGUCGUGUAAAAUCAGAUAUCAGUGUGUGAGGAUGAACAAUGUUGAUACCAACAUGGCAAGCUACGAGAGAGGGAAAUCUUAUUUGCACAAGAAGCUCAACAUCUGCAUGUGCUUGCUUAUGAAAACUUGUAUCCAAUUGAGCGAGAUCUUGCCCAUCUCUGUCAAUGCACUGGGGCCUCAAAGAGGUUAGUAGUUAUCUGACAGGUAUGGUAACAAAAUGUGUAGCAAUUGCAAGGUUUGUCUUGGCUUUAGUUUAUUCCAAGCUGCUCUGUUGAUUUUUGUUUGUUUCCUCUCUAGAUAGAGGAUACAAAGGAAAGUGUUCAGCAGAAACUCCAGGAAAGCCAGGAGAGGCUUCGUCAGGUAUGGUUAUACUACUGAUUUAAUGGUGAUAGAAUCAGAGUUGGGAAGGACCCCAUGGAUUAUCUAGUCCACACCCCUGCAGUGCAGGAAUAUGCACCCAGACAAACCCGUGACUUUGGCAUUAUCAGCACCAUGUUCUAACCAACGGAGCUAACCGUUGGUGGCUUGACAUGGCUUGACCCAUGCAUGUAGAACCCUGGUUGAGGGAUCUGUUGACUUCUUCCUUCUAAUUGCAGCUAGAAUCUCAGACCUUGGCCAUGUCCCACCACAUCACCCAGCAGUUGCAAGCAGCCUACAAGAACCUGAUUGCCAGCAUCCAAGGCCUGCCAGCUAACUUCCAGCAGAACAUCCAGCUGGCCUACCGCAACAUAGAAGAGCUUCACACCUACUUCACCAGUGCUCACUCUUUCAAAGACCUCCCCAACAGCAUUCUAAGCCAAAGCCAAGAGAAGGCCCUCAAAGCCCAGGAGUAUGUGGAUGACAUCUUGGACUAUGUCUUACAUAAUGCUCCAAUGUCUUGGCUGGUGGGUCCAUUCUCCCCUUCACCUCGGAAACCCAAUGAUGUGAAGCCCACGAAGCCUGAUGAUCAGAACAAGGGAGACCUGAAAGUGCCAAAGGAGAGUUUGUGA
Messenger RNA from Podarcis lilfordi (Lilford's wall lizard), 5888 nucleotides. Lineage: Eukaryota; Metazoa; Chordata; Lepidosauria; Squamata; Lacertidae. The record is from the annotation of a GenBank genome assembly.